This is a messenger RNA of Nilaparvata lugens (brown planthopper), 3269 nucleotides long. Its product is annotated as potassium channel subfamily K member 1. Gene Ontology annotation, cellular component: membrane. Gene Ontology annotation, biological process: potassium ion transmembrane transport; stabilization of membrane potential. Bases 60 to 1061 code for a protein of 333 amino acids. Gene Ontology annotation, molecular function: potassium ion leak channel activity. The transcript is spliced from 4 exons. Lineage: Eukaryota; Metazoa; Arthropoda; Insecta; Hemiptera; Delphacidae. The record is from RefSeq and is a predicted model, not a curated record.
UUGAUGUUCGAUGUUGGACUCGUUGUCAUUAGUGUUUGUGGGUGCGCGAUGUGUGAGGAAUGCCUGAAAAGAGAGCCCGUCUGCGGCGCGUCCUGGGCAUACGCCGUAGCUCAAGCCUCCUCAUCCUCUACGUCGUGUUCUAUGUCGUCUACCUGGCAGCCGGCGGAGUCAUCUUCGCCUCGCUGGAGUCACCCAUCGAAAGGCAGACGAUGGAAAAUUUGAUACACGCCAAACGCGCGUUUCUUAAUAGGAAUCCGUGUGUAACAGAUGAAGACCUAGAAUCGUUGAUAGUGGAGGUGGUGACGGCGAGCAAUAGAGGUGUGUCAGCCAUGGGCAAUGUGACCAGUGAGCCCAACUGGAGUUUCGGACAAUCGCUCUUUUUCUCCAGCACUGUUGUCACAACCAUUGGUUACGGGCACGUGACGCCACUGUCGAAAGGCGGGAAGAUAUUCUGCAUGAUCUACGCAAUGCUGGGCAUACCACUGACGCUGGUUCUGCUGACGGCACUCGUCGAGCGUCUGAUGGUCCCCACCACUCUCUUCCUGCAGUUUCUCAAUAGUCGGCUCGGUCACCUCUAUCCUCCGUUCAACAUCCGCCUGCUGCAUCUCUCCCUCAUUGCCACCCUCGUCGUCACUCUGCUCUACCUCCUGCCGGCCGGCAUAUUCGCCUACCUCGAGCCUGAGUGGGACUACCUCGACUCCUUCUACUACUGCUUCAUAUCGCUGACGACCGUCGGCCUCGGAGACUACAUCCCCGGUGACUUCCCCAACCAGCCGUAUCGGCCGUUCUACAAGGUCGCUACAACAGGAUACUUGCUAAUCGGCCUGACAUUCACAAUGCUGACGUUGACAAUAUUCUACGACAUUCCGCAGCUGAACUUCGGUGUGCUGUUUCUGAUGCGAUCCGACGAGACGACGACCGAUCCGGAGAAAGUGCGCCUGCAAACGCCCGGCUCCAUCGGACCCAAAUACACGCAGCAGUUCAACGAGCACCUCAAGGGAGUCAAAAUCGAAACUCCAACUCCAGAGGACCAGACUCCAGUGCAUGCUAGACAUCAGUAGAUCCUGCAACAUAAUUUCCUUAGUUAAUACCUGUUGUUUGAUUGAUGAUAGUUUGAAAACUAAAUUGAUCAGAAAAGCAAAAUAUUAAGAAGGAAAUUAUUUUAUUUAUUGUGUAUAUUAUUCCGGUAUAUAUUUUGUGGUAUAACAUGUAGGAAUGAAAGCAUGAAUGAUUUCUCCUGCUACAUAAUUUCCUCAUCUACUGUUAUUUGAUUGAUAAUAGUUUGAAUACUAAAUUGGUCAGAAAAACAAAACAUUAGGAAGGAAACUAUUUUAUUUAUUGUGUAUAUUAUAUAUAUUUUGUGAUAAAACAUGUGGGAAUAAAAGCCUGAAUGAUUUCAUGCAAUUACUCCUAUUGACUUGCACUUGCAUUUAUAACAUUGAAUUCAUGCUUUCAUUCCGGCAAGUUAUCCUAUUCUUGGGAAGUGUUGUCUUGAAUACAAGCAGAAACGUCAUAAACAUACAAAAUAUAUUUACAGGUCAAAAGAUUUUUUUGUAAUAAGUUCUGUAGUAUGUAAUGUAAAUAGCCCAAAUAAACUUUUAAAACAGAAAAACCUGAGAUUUCAAAAAUUCUGUUGUACUUCCCCUCUCUAUAUCUGGCAAAAUUUCUUCCCUGGAAUACGUAGGAUUUCAAAUCAUUAUUUACACCACAUUGAUCGGCAUUUAUGAUCUUAAAUGUUCGUAUGAUACAAAUUAAUAGACGCUUUAUUUGUUCUCUAUAGGUUGUAUGGAAUGAGUUACUGAUAAAUAGAGAUACAGGAGUAAAAUACCCAUGAUUUUGUGAAAUACCUUUGGAGUUGGCCUACAAAUCUAGGCUGAAUUCAUCUAAGAAUUCAAGCGUUAAGAUCGAUAUAGUCCACUUGAUUAUAAAUGACUUCAAUGACAAUUUUCAUUGACUUGAAUAACAUCUUCAUCAAGAUUAUAAUAGCCUACUCUGUUAGAAUACAACCACAUAGAAAUCGCCCUUCAGAAAGUAUUCUGAGAAUACUGAUUAUAUCAACUGAAUGUGUCAUAUUAGGCAGAAUUCAAGAUGAAUUCUUUUUUUUGGAAAUAAAUGAUGUGCUGGGCACAUAAAAAAAUAAAAGUAUAAAAAUAUACAUAGACCUAAGUUGCAAAAUCUACUGAAUCCUCAAAAAUCUGUCAUAAAUAUAUUCUUUCUACAUAUAUCAGAGUAUCUUUCACAAUAAGGAAGAACAUCAUGCAAAAUUCAAGACUUCAAUGUUGAUAGGCAUAUUGAAGAAUUGCUAUGAAAUCUAAAAAUUUGCCAUAAUUUUCAUUCCAACACUGAUACUCUGAUGAAUAAUGAUAAUAUAUGCUGAUAGAAUCAAUAUUAUUUUUUUAAUGGAACUGUGUAUUUAAAUAGUAUUAAUACUGUAUAGUGAAUCUUCAAGUAAAUGUGUUGUGUACUUAGUAAGUUUCCAGAUUGUAUAAGAAAGAAUAUUGAAAAUGAAUUAAUGAACUUCCUUGAAAGCCGGUAAUGAUAACAAAUCAUUGUUCCAAAAUUAGAAGAAAUCUGUUACAGAUUAUGAAUUCUUCAGAUGGAUGAAUAAUCUUCUUGAUCAUGUAGUUACAUUUCAAAACACAUUCAUGUUUGCUUGAAAAAUCCUAAUAAAUAACUGGAAAUAAUUAAAUAUUCAUUUUUUAAAAAGCCUCCAGUCAGACAAAAGAGAGUUUUAAAGUGGGUAAUUGUUUUGUCAAUUUUGAUUGAAGCUUCACAGCUAAUUGAAACUGAUGAAUAAGAAUAAUAAGAAAGUAAUUCGACAACGUGAUGUAGCUAUGUAAUGUAUCAAACAAAAUGUAUGAGAUGCGAAAUAUAGAGAAGUUGCUGAUGGAAUGAAAUAUUGUACAUUAUUAUUAUUAGGUAUUUUGAUAGAAUAAGAAAUCACUCAAUAGACUAGUCUCGUAUAUCAACAUGGAAUAUUUCACAUGGCCAAGUCAUGAGGAAAAUUUCGAUGAUGGAUAGGUCUCGUAAAUAUCAAUUUUUCAACUCUCUACAAUGGAAUUUCCAGAUUUUUUCAAUUUAUUGUGAAUCAAUAAGUCACCCAAUUUCAAAGUCUUGUCAAGAAGCGAACUGAAAAAGUGCAAAAGAGCAUUUGAACAUUUUUAAUUUAUUUUAAAAUAUAUAAGAACUUAUCAUUUCAACCGUUCAACCAUUGACUGAAUUUUUAUUUUUAAAUCAAAUUCUAGAAUAAAAAAUAUUUUAUGUUUUUA